Entrophospora candida is the source of this 135-nucleotide messenger RNA. Lineage: Eukaryota; Fungi; Glomeromycota; Glomeromycetes; Entrophosporales; Entrophosporaceae. The record is from the annotation of a GenBank genome assembly.
AUGUCUGAUGAUUAUGAGGGAGAAAAAUCUGAUGAUAAGUCUAGAAGAUAUAAAUGUGGAUGUGGAACAACAUUGUUUUCAUCAUCUCAACCAGAAACAAGAAUAAAAGUAAAUGACUUUGAAGAUCAAGUAUAA